Messenger RNA from Alnus glutinosa, 1564 nucleotides. RefSeq names its product AT-hook motif nuclear-localized protein 19-like. The transcript has a single exon. The record is from RefSeq and is a predicted model, not a curated record. Lineage: Eukaryota; Viridiplantae; Streptophyta; Magnoliopsida; Fagales; Betulaceae. Gene Ontology annotation, cellular component: nucleus. Bases 578 to 1432 code for a protein of 284 amino acids. Gene Ontology annotation, molecular function: DNA-binding transcription factor activity; minor groove of adenine-thymine-rich DNA binding.
CGGUAUGCGAGAGGAGGACGUGCAACCCACCUUCUCACGCUCACGCGCACGCGACCCCACGCAAACAAACAAACCCUAAUUCCCAAGACCAGCUCCCACCUUUCUCGUUCAUUUCUCAUUUUGUCAAACACACAGACAGAGAGAUUUGAGAAACCCAAAAACCUUCCUUCCCUGAAACUUAACACACCCACCACACUGAUCAUACUCUCACACGCACGCACCCAAAUCAAACACCGAAAAAAAGCCCAAGAAUUAGCUUCUCUCUUUUUCUUAUUCAUCAGCUUUUCGCCUUUCUUUGAGUUCUUUACAUUUCUGUUGCGCUUCACUCUGCUUGCUUUUGUAAAGAUGGAUCGCUCUUCUAGCUCAAGCUAGCUCUGGGUACUUGCUUAUUUACCCAAAAACAUCUUGAUCUUUCUAUGAUAAGGGAGUUUGGAUUCAGAUUCAAACAAGAAUAUAUUUCUAGCUAUCAUCUGGGUACUUUUGUUUUUGUAUAUAUAAAUAUAUAUAUACCAUCUGCUCUCUUUUGUAUAUAUAUUAUACCACCUGCUCUCUUUGUGCUUGUGCUUGAGUUGAAAUCAUGGCGAACCGGUGGUGGGCCGGGCAGGUGAGUCUACCGGGGCUGGAAACAUCGGCCAGUUCAUCUCCAAUGAAAAAACCAGAUCUGGGGAUAUCCAUGAACGACAACAGUGGAACCGGGAACAGCGGAGGUGGAAACGAAGAAGAAGAUGAAAGAGAGAACAGCGACGAGCCCAGAGAAGGCGGGCUCGAAGUAGCCACGCGGCGACCCAGAGGCCGUCCACCUGGCUCCAAAAACAAGCCGAAACCGCCGAUAUUUGUCACCCGAGACAGCCCUAAUGCGCUGCGAAGCCAUGUCAUGGAAAUAACAAACGGCGCUGAUGUGGCCGAUAGCGUGGCUCAGUUCGCCAGAAGGCGCCAGAGGGGGGUCUGCGUGCUCAGCGGAAGCGGAACCGUCACCAACGUUUCGCUCCGCCAGCCUUCCGCGCCUGCCGCGGUCAUGGCGCUCCACGGCCGCUUCGAGAUUCUCUCACUCACGGGUUCGUUUCUGCCCGGGCCGGCACCGCCUGGGUCGACCGGACUGACCAUCUAUCUGGCUGGCGGACAAGGGCAGGUGGUGGGCGGCAGCGUCGUCGGUCCUCUCGUGGCGUCUGGGUCAGUCAUGGUGAUGGCCGCCACGUUCUCCAAUGCUACGUACGAGAGGUUGCCCUUGGAGGAUGAAGAGGAAGGCGGUGGCCCCGCCGUGCAGGGAGCAGUGGCGGGUGGAAGCUCGCCUCCGGAGAUUGGCGGAGGUGGAAUGGGUGAGGCUUCAUCGAUGCCUGUCUAUAACAACUUGCCUCCGAAUCUGGUUCCCAACGGUGCGCAGUUGAACCACGACGCUUAUUCUUCUUGGUCUCAUGGCCGGCCACAGUUUUAGAGGUUGUCAAGAGAGAGAUCGAUCGAUAUAUAUAUCUUGUCAUGAUUGUGUGUGUGUUGUUCUCAGAGAGAAAAACUGAGAAUUUCAUGGAUUACAUAUAUUGCAUAUUUCUAUGGGACUAUGUUUUCUCUU